This is a messenger RNA of Phlebotomus papatasi, 544 nucleotides long. Its product is annotated as knob-associated histidine-rich protein-like. Bases 67 to 420 code for a protein of 117 amino acids. Lineage: Eukaryota; Metazoa; Arthropoda; Insecta; Diptera; Psychodidae. The record is from RefSeq and is a predicted model, not a curated record. The transcript is spliced from 3 exons.
GUCAUUUCUCUGUUGAUUCUCAACUGGUAGUGCAGACUUUUGUGGUUACAUUUAUUCAGAGUAAGAAUGAAAGUGGUUGUGUUUUGUUGUGUUUUAUUCGGAUGUUGUCUCUUGACCAACUCAUAUCCGGUUGAAGAAGUGGACAUCGAAAACGAUCACGAAUAUCUCAUGGGAGAACAAGAUUUUCAAGAUUUUCCCGUUGAAACACCCCAAGACCAUGCAAAUCUUCGCUUGAAAAGAUCUCCAUUUGGAUUUGGAGGAGGACAUCAUCACCAUCACCACCACCAUCAUCAUCAUGGUCAUCACCACCACGGACAUGGAUGGGGCCAUCAUCAUCAUCACCACCAUGGUGGUCACUGGCAUGGACAUGGACAUGGACAUCAUCAUCAUCAUCACCAUGGAUAUAAGCAUUGGGGAUAAAAAUUCUACACAGAAAUUUAAGCAAAAACAAAUUGGAUCAAUAUCAUUAAAUAUUUUUAAAUAGUUUUGUUUUUGUAUGAUUUUUCGUGGUGAUAAAUAAAACAAGAGAAUUAGAAAAAAAAAA